Messenger RNA from Salvelinus namaycush (lake trout), 732 nucleotides. Its product is annotated as polymeric immunoglobulin receptor-like. The transcript is spliced from 3 exons. Bases 1 to 732 code for a protein of 243 amino acids. Lineage: Eukaryota; Metazoa; Chordata; Actinopteri; Salmoniformes; Salmonidae. The record is from RefSeq and is a predicted model, not a curated record.
AUGAGGAUCCUGCUGAUAGUCAUCCUCCUCUCAUUCAUGACAGGUUGUUUGAGCUCCUUCAAAGUGACAGGAUACUCUGGAGGAACUGUCAUCAUCGACUGUCAUUAUUCCACAGAAGAAAGAAGUCAUGAGAAAUAUUUCUGCGUUGGGCAGUUUAGUUGGAUUUGUAAGUAUCAAAUACAAACUGGAUUGAAUAACACCUGGUUCCACAGUGGUAGAUUCUCUCUGUAUGACAUCACUGGAAGAAACUACUUCAAGGUGAUCAUCAGACAACUGACCAGACAAGAUGAAGGGACCUACUGGUGUGGAGUGGACAAACCUAAUAUACCUGACAGUUAUACCAAGGUAGAGCUGGAUGUGAAGAAGGAUGACUGCUGUGAGAAGUCAGUCACAGAGACGGCCUAUCUGGGAGGAGAAGCUACCAUCAGAUGCAACUAUCCAGAGGACCAUGAGUACAGCACCAAGUAUUUCUGCAAGGAAAGCAAUGACUUCAAGACUUGUGUUAAUAUGACCUCUGCUCACCAGACAACUGCAGAAGCUGGUCGUUUCUCUGUGUCUGACAACAGAAGAGAGAGAUUCUCCACAGUGACCAUCAGGGACCUGACUGAAGAUGAUACUGGGAACUACUGGUGUGGAGUAGAAACCAGCAGGACAGAACAACGUUACAUUACACUGAUCACACAGGUGAAGCUGCUUGUUAUAAGUGAGUAUAAACUUCUUCUUUCUCUUUAA